GAAGUUGGAUUGGUAUCCUUUUUUGUUUUUUUCGAUUGACUUUUUGUUGGUGACCGCCACACAGUCAUUCGUUUAUUUAUAUUUGUACUCCGAAAUAAACAGAAGAUUGUUUAAUUUCUCUUUGGCGAUGGCGAGUUUGGAUGACAAGUGGGAAGCUGUGGACAACUUUGAGUCUGUUGUGGUAGAUCGUGAAAGAGAUGUUUUUCGAGUGACAGAAGAACUGUAUGAUCUUCAUAGCGGCCGAGAGCAACUCAGGGGUGUAACAAGUAGUUGCGACUAUCGCUUGACCAUACCAUUUGCCCCCCAUCUCUUUGGCUCGGGCAAAACGACCUUUGCCCGAACCUAUUUGGAGUUGGUGCAAAGGUUUGGUGAAACUUUUCUGUCGACGUUUGCUUCGGACCCUUCCAGGAGAACCUUUUUUUUGGAGCUGCUGAAGAGGGGUUUCAUUGCUUUAUUUUGCUUUGAUUUAGCUGCUUGUUUGCAAUCAGGUCUUCCGCAACCAGACCCGGACGAAUGUUUCAAGGAACUGAAACUUAGGAGUGAUGCUUUGGUUCAGAAAAUCCGUUCAAUCUUAAACAUUCCUUCUGAUCAAUAUCUUUUUGUGGCAUUUGACGAAGAGAAUGAUGACGGUGUGGUUCGACCUUACAAUGACUUUUUCGGUAUCAUUAGUCAAUUGUGCGAAGAACCCGACUUGUUUUUUAUAGUUGUUGGGAAAAGCAAGGGUUUAAGUAUUAAGAAUUAUGUCUCUUUUGGGCUAUCAAGAGUUAUACUACAUUUUAUUUCUUUAUCACCUUUGGACGCUUCCAGUAUCGUUGAAUUCCUUGAAAAGAGUCUUCUAAAGACACCUACUCAAGUUCCGGUUUGUAAUGUCUUAUGUAGUUCUUCAUUUUCAGUAAAUGAAUUGGCAGAUUCAUUAUUGGAAUGUACAGGUGGAGUUCCUGGUUUGUUGACUCGUGCAGUAAAUAUGCUUUUGAAUUAUAUAAUAGCAAGAAAUCAGCCUUUCAUAUCGAAAGAAGAAUGUUUGACUUGUAUGAAUGACUACGAUUUCCGAAGAAUUUGUGCUGAACCAUUUGUGGAACGAAUAUUUAAUUUGGACGAAGAUAGAAGAAGUGUUUUUGAUUUACUUUUGAUGAUGGCUCUUUAUCGUAUACCGUUUCAAGUAGAUGAUAUAUUGACCUCGGAGUCCUUUUUAUAUGAUGCAGUCACUGAAAUGGGAUUCUAUCGAUAUCCUAUUGACGAGAAUACUUUUCAAGUCCUAAUUCCGAAAGUAUUUGUUGUAAUCUUCAAGAACGACCCUUCCAUCUCUUCUUUGGAAAAGAUACUUCUUGGAUCACUUGAUGUCGAACCAGUAGAUUGUUUCUUCUAUUCAAAGUGUCGUGUAUUUGAAGGAAUUGUUGCUUUACGACUAGUUUUGAUGUUGUCUUCAAAGAAUCGAAAUGAGUUGAGGGAAUUGUUGUGUCAGUUGUCUCCUAUAUGGAAACAAAUGAAACUUCCAAUGAGUGCAAUAUCACCUAUUCACUAUAUCAAGUCUGUUGUUAGUUCUAGAGAAACAAGAAAUGAAUCGAACAAGAGUCGAAGAACUUUUGCCAGUACUGAAUGGAAUAAGAUUAUUCGGGAGACACUUUAUUUAGAGACUGUUUACAUUCCUUUGGACGCUACUUCUCAUAGUCCUGAUAUUAUAUUCCAAUUACAAUCUCCUGUGGAACCCAAAGUUCUUACUGUUGGAGUUGCUUGUAAAGGACGUUGGAAGUCGGAAGGAAUUGGCUGGUCAGAUAUUAUAGAUGAAGCCAAGAAAUUUUUAGAUCCUGUUUAUGAUCAAGUCUUAUCCAGUGCAAUGGAUUAUCAUCAUUGUAUGCUUAUUAUCGUUAGUACAAAGUUAUCAUUGAAUGUUUCUAAUGAGUUGGGUAAUCAGAGUCGUUGUUACUCCAGUGGAAUGUUUAUUGGAGGUGAUUUUUUCAAAGUACCUGAUAAUUGUGAACUUGUUAUUCUUUGUGAAAGAGAUGUCCAAAUGCUGAUUGACGACGAAAUUUUGAAUGGACUUGAAAGAGCGUUUGGUGUUUCUCAUAAUCCUACUUUUUGGGAUUUUGGAUUAGAUUUACUUGAUAGAAUCCGUAACAGUUUCUUAAGUUGGCAAUAGAUUCUAACUCAAUCCUUUUCUUUGUUUUGAAGAGCAAAUGAACUAUUUUUUGUAUGUUUGAAACUUGGUUACAUCUUACUUUUUUGCCUCUUUGGAGACCAUACAUUCUUUUCCGAAAAGAGUUUAUUAGCUGGCUGACAGGGCUGGUUCACAGUAGUUCAUUCUUAUCUAGCCAUUUUACAUGGCUAUGUAAUUGCAUAAUACAUUCUGAAUAUUAUCAAUACUAAACAUACGACAAUUGUAUUCAAUAAGUUGAGUCAUUUUUGGUGUCUAUGACAAUAGAUUGGCUAUUUUGAAGCAAUUGUAGAAAACUUUGUUGGGAAAGGCUCUCAAGUCAUGAAAAAGUCCGUAUUGGAGAAACAGAAAACUCUAUAUGACACCAGAAAGCGCUUUGUCUUUGCUCCAAUUGUUUUAGAAUCUCACAUUCUUUCUUCUCUUCUACGUAUGAAUGGAAUAUUUGUUGAAAUUGAAACGUUUCUAAAAUGUUUCGAUUUUUCAGCAUAGUCUCACAAUGGAUGACUUCAAAAGGCUGUUGGAUCAGUUUGUUACCAAAAUAGAUCGCUAUGGAAGCUUGAGACACGUUGAUAAUGACUCAAUUUGAGCAAUGGAAAGUUAUACAACAAAAAACUUUUUAUUCAAAAUAAAAUGCAAGGCUUAAAC
Galdieria sulphuraria is the source of this 2797-nucleotide messenger RNA. RefSeq names its product archaeal ATPase. Bases 128 to 2137 code for a protein of 669 amino acids. NCBI's taxonomy places the organism in Eukaryota, Rhodophyta, Bangiophyceae, Galdieriales, Galdieriaceae. The record is from RefSeq and is a predicted model, not a curated record. The transcript is spliced from 3 exons.